This is a messenger RNA of Phyllotreta striolata, 1494 nucleotides long. Lineage: Eukaryota; Metazoa; Arthropoda; Insecta; Coleoptera; Chrysomelidae. The record is from the annotation of a GenBank genome assembly.
AUGACGCCAAAUCCGGAGCAUGUCGUGAAUCAACUGCGUAAUACAUUCAACAGCGGUAAAACCAAAUCGUUGAUUUAUCGAAUCCAACAAUUAAAAGCGGUUUUGAAACUGCUCGACGAGCAGACGCCUCAAAUAGUCGAAGCUCUAUCGAAGGACCUGCGAAAAAAUGAAUUCGAAACGAUCUUAAUGGAAAUAGACAUCGUAAAGAACGAGGUGAAGCACACUCUCAUGCACAUCCACGAUUGGGCCAAGGCAGAAAAACCGUCGAAGGCUUUCGCUAAUGUCCUAGACUCCGUUUACAUCGUCAACGAUCCCUACGGAGUGGUUCUCGUUCUAGGCGCCUGGAACUACCCUUUGCAACUCUCCCUAACCCCUGCCAUCGGAGCCAUAGCCGCAGGAAACGCUGUUCUGCUAAAGCCAUCAGAACUAGCUCCGGCUACAUCUAAAUUCCUGGCCGAAUACGUUCCUAAAUACUUAGACAGCGAAGCUUAUCAAAUCUACGAAGGCGGUAUACCGGAAACCACCGCACUACUCAAGCAACGAUUCGAUUAUAUAUUUUACACGGGCUCAUCGGCUGUCGGGAAAAUCGUACUUGAAGCAGCCGCAAAGCACCUAACGCCUGUAACACUGGAAUUGGGAGGCAAAAGUCCUGUAUAUGUGGACAAAUCGGCCGAUAUCGAAACGGCCGUGAAAAGGAUAUUAUGGGGAAAAUGCGCCAAUGCAGGACAAACUUGCGUGGCGCCGGAUUAUGUGCUGUGCACUAGAGAAGUACAAGACAAGUUCGUUGCGGUGUCUAGAAAGGUGCUGAAUGAGUUCUACGGCGAGGAUGCCAAGACUUCGAAGGAUUAUGGAAGGAUCGUUAACGAGAGGAAUUUCCAAAGGCUAGCCAAUCUUUUAAAAGGUGGUAACAUCGCCAUUGGGGGCGAUACAGACCCCUCCGAACGGUACAUCUCUCCCACAAUCGUAACCGACGUCAAACCGACGGAUCCCAUAAUGCAAGAGGAAAUCUUCGGCCCGAUACUACCCAUCGUAACCAUCGACAGCGCCUUCGAAGCCAUACAAUUCAUCAACUCGAUGGAAAAACCGCUGGCCUUGUACAUCUUCUCCAACAACAAAAAAGACGUCGAGCAAAUACUGGCCAAUACCUCUUCGGGGGGCGUUUGCGUCAACGAUACCGUCAUGCAUCUGGUCGUCGCGACGCUGCCGUUCGGCGGCGUCGGCUCCAGCGGCAUGGGCAGCUACCACGGUAAGUACAGCUACGAUACGUUCGUUCACAAGAAGGGCGUGCUCCACAAGAAUUUGGGGUACAUCGGAGAGGCGCUGUCGUCGGCCAAGUAUCCGCCUUAUACGUCCGGCAAGCGGAGGUAUUUGCAGUUGCUGCUGACGCCCGGGAUGGACAUAAACGGGCGGUUCAUGUCGCAUUUGUUCACGUUUUUUUGCGGGGCAGCUUUCGUUUAUUUGUUGAAGUACGCGAGGAGUUUGUAUCAGUCCUAG